ACUUACUAAAAGCUAUCCAAGAUAUUCAGUCUUCGUUGGCCGUUUUGCCUGAUAUACAAGUUCAAAUAGCAAAGUUAACAGAAGCUAUUUCAACUCUUGUGCCUCCAAAAGGAAAAGAGAGACUUGCGCCAAAAAUCGUAACUAAUGGGGUUUCGGGUUUUCCUAUAUCACCGACACUCUCCCCUAUGGUAGAAACGACGGGAUCAGUUAGCGAACCUAUUAAUGAUUUAACGAAUAUCAAACAGCUUUCUGAAAAAGAAACAAGUAAUAUAAAGGUUGUUGGUAAUGAAUCUCAUAAUCAUUCAAUUGAAUCAGGUGAUAAAAGUAAAAAAAGAAUGUCUGUCGCAGAGAGAAAAAAAUCUAGAAGAGCGAGGAAGAAGCAAGUUGCUAGUCAGAGCCAAGGAGAAUCCUCAUCUAAUGAGGCUGAAAUUGAACAAAAAUCUGCACAGGAGAUCCAACCUAAAAAAAUACAAGAGCAGGACCAUGCGCUUAUUCGGGAAGGGAUGGCACCUACACAGCCUGGAUCACAGCCUCCACCAAGAGUGCCGGCGCGAAAUAAAAUAAAUAGAGCAGUUUAUAGAAGUGGCAGUAAGGAGAGAAUCGAUAGGAAACCUGGAAAUGUUUAUCCACGUGAGACAUUGCAAGAUAAUUACAAUUUAUCAGUACCCACUUUUGAGGAAAUGAAAUUGAGGCCCGAAUUGCUAAGGGGAAUUCGCGCCCUGGGGUAUGAUCAACCAACUUCUAUCCAGAAACGUGCGAUCAAAGCAAUCUUAACACGUCGUGACGUCAUUAUUCAGGUGCCUCGUUCCGAAGAAAGAACUUUAACAUAUUUGAUCGGUCUGCUUCAGCAUGUAGACCCACGUAUUAAAUCUUGUCAAGGAAUUGUGCUUGUGCAUUCUAAAGAUCUAUGUUUUGCCAUUCAAGACCUUAUUGAAGUAAUGGCCAAGCACCGACAAAUUUCGUGGACCGUUUGUGUUGGCGGUUAUCCUGUAAGGCAAGAUGUUGAAAAAUUGAAAAGUGGAGGACAACAAAUAAUCAUCGGAACACCAGGCCGUUUAAUCGAUUUAAUGACAGAAAGAAGGGGAUUUGAUAUCAGCGACGUUAAAAUGAUUGUUGUUGAAGAUUCAUGUAUUAUGUUUAAUAGCACGUUUCGUACGCAGGCUUUAGAUAUCAUCCAUAGCUCGCCAAAUAGAGCACAAAGAGUUUUCAUGACGACAGCCACAACUUUCACUCUUGCCGACAUUAGACGAAUAUUGACGCCCAACGCCAAUAUCAUUCUCACCGAUGUGCACAUGAGUGAAGGAUUAGAAUUGUUUUAUACACUUGUAGAAAAAGAAGAAUUAAAGCUAAACUCUCUCUGUGAACUUUACAAAACAUCGGAUAUGGGAAAUGUUCCCAUUGGUAAGUUGAAAGGUAAAAAUUUUUAA
Messenger RNA from Racocetra fulgida, 1427 nucleotides. The record is from the annotation of a GenBank genome assembly. Lineage: Eukaryota; Fungi; Glomeromycota; Glomeromycetes; Diversisporales; Gigasporaceae.